Molecule: messenger RNA, 306 nt
Organism: Miscanthus lutarioriparius
Lineage: Eukaryota; Viridiplantae; Streptophyta; Magnoliopsida; Poales; Poaceae
Source: the annotation of a GenBank genome assembly
AUGGGAAGGAAGCGGAAGAACAUGGUCGCUACCCGCUCGAGCCUGCGUCUCGCGGCGCGCCCAUCUAUGGUGCUGGUGGCUAAACAGGCCCAGAGGAAGCUGAUGCGCGAACUCGACUUCAUCAACAACCCGUCGCCGGCGCCUGAUGCAGCUGUCACCGCCUAUGUGGAUAUGUAUGCUGAUGAUCUGCCGGAGCAGGCUGUUAUGGCAAUCAGGGCUGCCACACGCCUGAGCAACAAGAAUUUGGCCGAAGCACUAACGGCUAUUGCACAGGAGACGGAGGAGUUUGAGAUGGAGCUUCCCUGA